Molecule: messenger RNA, 2988 nt
Organism: Oncorhynchus mykiss (rainbow trout)
Lineage: Eukaryota; Metazoa; Chordata; Actinopteri; Salmoniformes; Salmonidae
Product: methionyl-tRNA formyltransferase, mitochondrial
Biological process (GO): biosynthetic process; conversion of methionyl-tRNA to N-formyl-methionyl-tRNA
Cellular component (GO): mitochondrion
Molecular function (GO): methionyl-tRNA formyltransferase activity
Source: RefSeq, a predicted model, not a curated record
CUUAAAUUGAUUUUUAUUUCUUUAUGGCAAGUAUGUUUUACAGUUAAAGGUAAAUGACCUCCAGGUCAUCUACUAUACCUUAGCAGAGGAGAAAGAAGUAGGCUGGCCUUUUAAGUGAGUGAGUUAAACUGUUUUGUGAACACAAAGACAUUAUUUGCCAACACUUUAAAAAUCGAAUGGGAUGAGGAUACUCAAAUAACAAAUAAUUUUGUUGGUUGGUUGUGAAGAUACCCUAAAAACACACUACUUCGAUACAGCUACGACCAGAAGUUACUUUUUUUGUAGCGGGUUAGGAGAUUUUACGCAGCAGGUAAGGAGAAUCAACAUAGCAGGUUAGGAUUUUUUUUUUAAAUUUUUUUUACCUUUAUUUAACCAGGAAGGGCUCAUUGAGAUUAAAAUAUAUUUUUCAAGAGCGCCCUGGCCAAAAUAGGCAGCACCAAUUCAUUACAAAAGAAUUACAGACAGAAAACAUGAAAAACUACAAGUAAUCUAGUAAAAAGGAUACUUAGAUUAAGGUUAGGAAAAGGGUUAGGGUUUGGGUUAGCGAAAAUGCUCUCAGAUCAUAACCUGCAAUGAAAAGUAAUUUCUGGUCAUAGUUGUUUCAAAGUGGUGUGUUUUAAGGGAGUCCCAUUGGUUGUGGUUGGAAUAAAGUCAAUUAUUUACACAUAUAAUAUCCCUUCUCUGUGAGGAAAAAAAUAAACAGUUCAGUUUCAUGGGAGAGAACUUGAUUCUCUCUGAAGGUUUGGACCACAUAAUAUACCUCUCUGCACAGGGACUCACGCCUCGAUCACACGGACCGUGCUCUUCAUUCCGGGACUCCAGAAGUACAUUCAUUCCAAUGGAACGCUGCUUUGCAGAGGCAGUUGCAAUGCGUUCUAUGUGGUGCUAAACAUAGGAUUUAAAAAAUGUAUGCGUCAAACUGUAUUCGUAGACGAAUUGACAGAAAUGGUAGCAGUAGGUGAAUGUUGAACUUUUGUUGCACCCAUAUCCAGAUGAUGCUGCGUUCUAUUGUGCGCAGAGCACUAUCGGUCUGAUCAAGGCGUCACUGUCUAGUCGGAACUAAAAGUGUCUGAUCAAACGAAGGGAGAACUAUUUUCGAUAGAACCGGAAACAUGGUGUAUGUCAAGAAAAAAUAUGGCGGCGCCCGUAUGUAGAAAUACCUUAACGUUAUAGCUGACAUUAAUCAAGCUACAUGUUGGACAAUAUUAAUUAACGCUAAAGGUAACAGUGUCACACGAAUAAAUCUUAAUUCUAGAGGGGCCCUCGUGUAAUUUGUUGAGCUUGUCUUGACGAAUAAACUAGCCAUACUGGAGUCGAGCAUUGCUAGCUAAUUUUGACACACUGGUGGCAUUAGUAGAUGCCCGCCCGACCAAUGACAGAAGAUGUGGAACAAUGUCAAGGCAAAAGUAAUGGGUCUGAAAAUACUCCAUGGCUUUUGCAAUUAUUACACCCAGAGGCAUGCAUCUGUUGGCGUGUGGGUCAAAAGAACGCCGGAGAAACAUAGGCGUUGUGGACAAGUCCCUGGCAAGACUCGCCUAUUUGCCACUAGGAACUACUUAUCAACAGAACCACCUUGGAGGGUCCUUUUCUUUGGGACAGAUGAUUUUGCUGUAGAAUCCCUCAAGCUGCUCUCUGCGUCAAGGGACUCCAAUGACCGAAUUGUGGAAUCACUUGAGGUUGUCACACUAUCCAAUGACGUCCCUGUGAAGAAGUUUGCUGAUCAAAACAAACUACCCGUUCAUGUCUGGCCUCUCGGGGAUCUUCAAGGGCGGUUCGAUGUCGGGGUGGUGGUGUCGUUUGGCUGCUUGCUUCGGGAAGGACUUAUCAACCAGUUUCCAUGUGGGAUCCUGAAUGUCCACCCCAGCCUUCUCCCCAGAUGGCGCGGCCCCGCCCCAGUGUUCCACACCAUCCUACACGGAGACACUAUCACCGGGGUCAGCGUCAUGCAGAUACGACCAAAGAGGUUUGAUGUGGGUCCCAUUCUUCAUCAGGAGAUCUACCAGGUCCCAGACAACUUCACAGCUGACCAGCUAGGAGCUACUCUGGCCACCAAGGGAGCCCAGCUGUUGAUUGACACAUUAAGGACCCUUCCAGAGAGAAUCACAAACCGAAGGGAGCAAGCUCAAGACGGUGCCACUUUAGCCCCUAAAAUCAGCACAUCGAUGAGCUGGAUCGUAUGGGAGGAGCAGACCUGUGUCCAGAUCGACUGCCUGUUUCGUGCCAUCGCAUCCCGGAUCCCAUUGAGAACAAUUUGGAUGGGCAAGACCAUAAAGCUGCUGGACUUUGCUGGCAAGUGCAACAUUUCACUAUCAGGUCGAGGGAGGAUACCUGUGCCAGGAUCUAUGAGUUAUCAGAAAGAAUCCAACACCUUGGCUGUCUGUUGUAAGGAUGGCUGGGUGGGAUUCAAGGCGGUGAUGCUGAAGAAGAGACUGUCGGCAGCGGACUUCUACAACGGAUAUCUCCAUCAGAGCUUCCAGAACAGAUCUGGCCCUCCCAAGCAGGAGUGCCUGUUCCACAGUAACAGAACUAAAUUACAUUCAGCUGGAGAGGAGAACUCAUUGACACAGCUACACGCUGUGCAUUAAAACACAAAACAACAACCUACUUUAAUGUUAUUUGAUUAGAUACAUUUCCUGUAAAAAAUAAAGGAUCUAUACUAUGUCUGUUUUAAGACAACAUAUUUAAGAGUACACACAAGAGUAGUGUUCAGCAGGGAACACCGUGGCAAAACGUUUUGAAACUAAAAAUGAGCAUUUCUUAUUGUUCAAGUCCAGGUAGUAACGACCCUCUGUUUCAAAAACGUUUUCUCUUAUUUUACACCUACUGGAAACUAUUUCCUGAUAGCCUAUGGAACACAUGAAUGUAAUAAUAGUGAUAUCAUGGAGAGACUGUUGUGUGUGAGUAGUUUGUUGUCGAAUGCAAAACCCUCAAACCCGUUAGACUACCAAAAUAACAGUUGUAUUUGCAUAAAUAAACAUUUACAAUGUU